UAAUCGAACAGUCAGCUGCACAAAAACAAUCACAAAAACACGUAAAUAUCAAGAAACUUGUAGACAAGAAAGCCAGAUUUAAGUUAAAUCUAUUUUAAAUACACUUGCUUUUAUUUUAUUUUAAAAUGGAUGCUGAAAAAUCUUCAUUAAGUACCUCUUCUCUUAUAGAUUUAAAAGCAGAACUUCAGAAAAAAUAUGAUUCCUUCAGAAGUUUGAAAGUCAAACAAAAAGCAAGUCAGUUAACAAAGGUCACUCCUUUAAAAAAUAAGGGUGAAAUAGUGAAAGAAAAAAAAGUUAAGCAACAAGAACCAGCAGAGCCAAAAAUUGAUAAUGAAGAUCUUGAGUUGAAAAAAUCAAGGUUAGCUUUGGAAGCUAAAGCAAAGCUUUAUGAAAAGAUAGUGUCUAAUAAAAUUCUUCUUGAUGAAGAACAAAAGGAUAACUAUUUAGUUGACUUUGAAAGGAAAGAGCUUUAUAACCCAAUAGAAAGUGGUAGCAAUGAGACUAAAGAUCCACAUAUUGAUUCUUCCAACCAUGAUUCAAAUAGGAAUUACUAUGAACAAAGUAUGAAACCAGAAAGAGUUGCUGUUUCAGAUAAUUCAAAAAGUCAACUCACAGAAGACCCUGAUCAACCAAUACAUUACCAAAAUGUUCAAUAUAAUGAAAUUAGAGACCAUGGUACAGGAUAUUUUGCUUUUUCUGAAGAAGAAGAGAAGAGAAAAGAACAGAUGGAAGAAUUAAAUUCUAUGAGACAAGAAACUGGAGAACAAAGGUUAAAGAAUGAAAGACUACAGAAAAAAAGAAGAGCUUUGAUACAAGCUCGUUUGACAAAAAUAUGUGAAAGAAGAAACAUUGAUGUCUCUGUUGUGAAAACCUAUACAGAAGAAUCGGAAACAAAUGAAGACUUGGAAGCUUCUAAAGAGGAAAAAAUUGAUCUCUCUGAAAUACCACUACCAGAAAUUAAACAAGACUCAGAGACAUUGGAAGAUCCAACUGUAAAAAAGGGACCUAAAAUUCGACCUUGGGAUAUGGGAAAAGAUAAUUUGCAAUAUUAUAUUUCUCAAAAGAAGAUUAAAACCCAAAAUCAGUGGAUUGAAGAAAAGAGAGAAGAACGACCCACGGAGUUUGCCCCUCCUACAUUUUACAGAUAGCAUGUCAUAACUUUCUCUUAUAUAUUGUACAUAUCUAUAGAUAAAAAUAAACACGUAUAAAUACAA
Messenger RNA from Parasteatoda tepidariorum (common house spider), 1214 nucleotides. Its product is annotated as coiled-coil domain-containing protein 174. The record is from RefSeq and is a predicted model, not a curated record. NCBI's taxonomy places the organism in Eukaryota, Metazoa, Arthropoda, Arachnida, Araneae, Theridiidae. Gene Ontology annotation, cellular component: nucleus.